Messenger RNA from Cololabis saira (Pacific saury), 1280 nucleotides. RefSeq names its product methylmalonyl-CoA epimerase, mitochondrial-like. Gene Ontology annotation, molecular function: methylmalonyl-CoA epimerase activity. NCBI's taxonomy places the organism in Eukaryota, Metazoa, Chordata, Actinopteri, Beloniformes, Belonidae. The coding region runs from base 16 to 537 and encodes 173 amino acids. The record is from RefSeq and is a predicted model, not a curated record. Gene Ontology annotation, cellular component: mitochondrion. Gene Ontology annotation, biological process: L-methylmalonyl-CoA metabolic process. The transcript is spliced from 3 exons.
UUCCGAGGAACAAACAUGGCGUCCACACUGUUGAAGGUUGCAGUAUCAGGCGUUUCCAGAUGCUCCCGCAUCAUGCUCCUCAGGGGACAUUCAACAACAGCGGCCCUUCAACAGGGAAUUCCUGGAUCGCUUUGGAAGCUGGGAAAGCUGAACCACAUUGCCAUCGCUGUGCCUGACAUGGAGAAGGCCACAGCUCUGUACCGGGAUGUGCUCGGGGCCACAGUGAGCGACAAGGUGCCCCUGCCUGAGCAUGGCGUCUACACAGUGUUUGUGGAGCUUGGAAACACCAAGCUGGAGCUGCUCUAUCCUUUGGGGGACAAGAGCCCCAUCUCUGGCUUCUUACAGAAGAACAAAUCCGGAGGAAUGCAUCACAUUUGUAUUGAGGUAGACGACAUUAACGCUGCCGUGGCCGACCUGAAGGCAAGGAACAUCCGAACGCUGUCAGCAGAGCCCCGAAUAGGUGCCCACGGGAAGCCGGUCAUGUUCCUUCAUCCUAAAGACUGCGACGGUGUGUUGGUGGAGCUUGAGCAAGCAUGAAUGUGGGAGUUGUUCCUUCACAUCUAGAAAUGUCACGGCCAGAUUAUCGUGGUGAUUACAGUGUUACAAAUCCUCAUUAUUUUCCGAAAACACGCUCUUGGUUUUCUUCUUCUGUUGGGAAAUUAUCAUAGUGUGGUGUGUCUUUUUACAAUUCCCAUAAAUAACAAUAUUAAUAACAUAAUAACAAUAUUAUUCACUGACUUUUUAAUUUUUGUUUUCAUUUAAGUUUGAAUAUCUUUCUGUGCCGUCCGACAACCCCAAAAAUCUGAAAAGAUGGGACAGCAUGGAUUAUUCAAAUAAAACACUUUCUGCAGUUUAAUUGCAUCUACUUUACAAAAUUUACUUUGACUUGUAUUUUAUUAUAAAAUAUGAACCAGAUAUAUAUAUAUAUAUAUAUUAAGUUUUUGUUGUAGUUGUAAAAAUUGAAAUUACUGUGUAAACUGAUGCCCUCAGAUGGCACUGCAUCUAAAACCAUCUUUCAUCAAUGGCUGAUAUGAUAAGAACCAUGACAAGGGAAGCCUUUGAUGAGCAUGACAAUAUGUAGUUUCAGAAAUUGAGGUUUAAACUUCACUCUGUAAAAAACAAAUCCUUAUGUUAUCCUUGUAAAGAGGUAGUGUCAGCAGCAACUUAUGCUGCGUUCAAAACAACUUGUUUUCCAGGGACGUGUUUUUAUUUUUCAACAAAACAAAGCAAAUCCACACUGCACAUAUUUAAAGGGCAUGGCUGCAGUGAAAAAGAAGGUA